Molecule: messenger RNA, 720 nt
Organism: Auanema sp. JU1783
Lineage: Eukaryota; Metazoa; Nematoda; Chromadorea; Rhabditida; Rhabditidae
Source: the annotation of a GenBank genome assembly
AUGGAUCGUAGUGAUGAGGAUGUUCCUCUUCUACGCGAUUCGAGCCGAAGCGCAAGUUAUGCGGAAAGCAGCAGCGGCGUACAAGGAAACGAAGAAAGUGUUGAUAGUCGAAACAAAAAUGUUGUCGGAGGAGCGUCAGUGACAUGUCGAGUCUGUGAUGCUCAGAUUGCUUUAGAAGGAAGAAAUACACAACACGUAGUCAAAUGUAGCGAAUGUCAUGAGGCAACUCCUAUUCGUCCUGCACCGACAGGAAAAAAAUACGUGCGAUGCCCUUGUAACUGUCUGCUCAUUUGUAAAGCAGCAUCCACAAGGAUUGCCUGUCCUCGUGCUAACUGUCGCCGAGUUAUCACUCUGAUUUCAGGAAAUCGAGAACCCCAAGGGAGUGCUGUACGAGCUCCAACCGGAAGUUGUCGCGUCUCUUGCGUACAUUGCCGUGAAGUUUUCUUAUUUAAUACUCUAAAUAAUAGCUUAGCUAAAUGUCCUCAUUGCAAAAAGAAUUCCACAAUCGGAGGAUUUGCUCGCAGGCGGGCUCUCCUGUUCUUAUUAGCAGCAGUAACGAUGCUCAUCCUCAGCGUCCUGGUGACGGUUUUCGGAAAGAAAGUGGCAGGCUUUUGGGUUUAUGUUGCAGGGUUAAUCUUUUAUUCCUUAACGUUGUAUAUGUGUGUUCAAUUCAUAAAGUAUUGGCUGGUGAAAAUGAGCACGAUUAUCGGACCGAUCUGA